CCACAUCACAGUGUAUUUAUUAGCCAGAGUUUAUUUAGCAUUGACAUCUCCUCUUGAGCUAUUUAUCCCUGAGCUAUUACACAGGACACAGGACUGGAUGCCUAAGAAGGCUACUAAAGAAAGCUUCUCUAUGAAGCCUGUCUCUAAGCUGACCAGUGGAGAGGUGACAGAGCUCAUGAAGCCAUUGAUAUUUGGAGACCAUCAGAAACACUUCAGAUUGUUCAGUUGGGCAGUUGGUUUAGGUAUUGUCUAUUAUAUGGUCUUUCGUCAUAACUUUGGGGAGAAGCCGCACUGUUUCACAAAGAUACGUGAUUGGAGAGACAAGAGAUGGAACAACUUCUUCAGUGUCAGUCCAGAGGAGCUGCAGAGAAUUAGACAGCAAAGAACUAAUGAAACUGUCAAUGACAAGACCCAGAAGAGAUAGCAUAAAUAUUCUGUUAUAUAUAACUACUGGUUUAUGCAGAAGAUGUUGUAUUAUGCACUGUGUACAUUUAAGCAAAGUUUUUUGACAUCUUUAAAGACUUGUAACAAGUUAA
Halichondria panicea is the source of this 536-nucleotide messenger RNA. RefSeq lists its product as uncharacterized. Bases 98 to 424 code for a protein of 108 amino acids. NCBI's taxonomy places the organism in Eukaryota, Metazoa, Porifera, Demospongiae, Suberitida, Halichondriidae. The record is from RefSeq and is a predicted model, not a curated record. The transcript has 3 exons.